CAAAGCCCUUAUAUAUUAUAUAUUUUUCUUUUUUCUUUUUUUUUGAAAAAUAUUGUUAUCAAUAAAAAAUAGUGUUGAUUUUCAUAUCCAAACACUUCUUGUUAUCUAGCAAUUUAUAAAAUUUCCAGCGUCAUAAAGAAAUCAAACCCUACACUUAGGGUUUCCUCUCUAUCCCCUUCUCUUAGAAAAAGAGAAAAGGAAAAACAUUUCUUUUUAAGUAUCAUAAUUUUUGACAAUUUCAGUUAUGCAAUAUUGACCCACUUUGUUAAGAUUAAGAAAAAAAAAAUCUUCUUUUUUGCUGUUAAACGAGAUUGAUCGAAAAGGAUUAAGUAUUUGUUUUAUUGGGUUUUUAAAAUUUUUUUUACUAUUUUUGUUGUUAAAUUGGAGAAAUGGAGAAGAAAAAGGUGACUGUGCCAUUAGUGUGCCAUGGGCAUUCAAGGCCGGUGGUUGAUUUGUUCUACAGUCCUAUAACUCCUGAUGGAUUUUUUCUUAUUAGUGCCAGUAAAGACUCCAGUCCAAUGUUAAGAAAUGGGGAAACUGGAGAUUGGAUUGGUACAUUUGAAGGGCAUAAAGGUGCAAUAUGGAGCUCCUGUCUGGAUACCAAAGCAUUACGUGCAGCAUCUGCCUCGGCUGACUUUUCUGCGAAACUGUGGGAUGCAUUGACCGGAGAUGAAUUGCACUCUUUUGAGCACAAGCAUAUUGUUCGAGCAUGUGCAUUUUCAGAUGACACACACUUUUUACUCACUGGUGGAAUUGAGAAAAUUCUCCGAAUAUUUGAUUUGAAUCGUUUAGAUGAGCAGCCAAGACAAGUGGAUAAUUCUCCUGGUUCAAUUAGAACUGUUGCAUGGCUCCAUAGUGACCAGAUGAUCUUAAGUUCUUGCACUGAUACUAAUGGUGUUAGGUUGUGGGAUCUGAGAAGUGGCAAAAUUGUUCAAACACUUGAGACCAAAUCACCCGUCACCAGCGCGGAAGUGAGUCAGGAUGGUCGCUAUAUAACUACUGCUGAUGGAUCUACUGUUAAGUUUUGGGAUGCAAAUCAUUUUGGAUUGGUGAAAAGCUAUGACAUGCCAUGCAAUGUAGAAUCAGCUUCAUUGGAACCAAAGCAUGGUAAUAAGUUCAUUGCCGGAGGGGAAGACAUGUGGGUCCAUGUCUUUGAUUUUCAUACCGGAGAAGAGCUUGGUUGCAACAAGGGUCACCAUGGUCCUGUCCACUGUGUUCGUUUCUCACCAGGAGGGGGGUCCUUUGCAUCGGGAUCUGAAGAUGGUACCAUUAGAAUAUGGCAGACAAGUCCAGUGACUCACGAUGAGAGUGAUCUACUUGGAAGCGAACCAAGUGGGAAAGUGAAGGCUGUCGCUGAUGAGGUUGCCCGUAAGAUUGAGAGUGGCCUCCAUAUUGGCGGGGAAGGUAAAACUGGAGAUACGGAUAAGGCAACUGAUGCCUGACAUGGUAUUAAAAUUGUUUAGUGCAUUCAACGAGUGUUUGUUUCAGCUUGCGUGCCAGGUUUGUAGGAUUAUGGUGUCUUUCCGCACCUUUCCUGUUCUUCUUCUCUAUCGAAAUAAAAUGAACUACCAAACUUCCUUUAUCUUUCAAGUAAAGUUGGAAGUUUUGAUCUUAAAAUCAAUGAACGUUUUGGCUUUGUUUAA
Molecule: messenger RNA, 1643 nt
Organism: Gossypium raimondii (Peruvian cotton)
Lineage: Eukaryota; Viridiplantae; Streptophyta; Magnoliopsida; Malvales; Malvaceae
Exons: 7
Coding region: 390-1442 (350 amino acids)
Biological process (GO): spliceosomal snRNP assembly
Cellular component (GO): SMN complex
Molecular function (GO): protein binding; RNA binding
Source: RefSeq, a predicted model, not a curated record